Messenger RNA from Saccostrea cuccullata (small rock oyster), 8215 nucleotides. RefSeq lists its product as uncharacterized. Bases 1 to 7302 code for a protein of 2433 amino acids. NCBI's taxonomy places the organism in Eukaryota, Metazoa, Mollusca, Bivalvia, Ostreida, Ostreidae. The record is from RefSeq and is a predicted model, not a curated record. The transcript is spliced from 4 exons. Gene Ontology annotation, molecular function: protein binding.
AUGGCAAGUAACAUAGAGUUGUGUUCUGAAGAAGGGGGUCAAGAGGAGGAAGAGCACAGAGAGGAUUGCUUCACAACUGACCUUUCCACAUGUCAAAGGUUAGAUGAGGAUAUGGCAGAGGUCAAGGAUAACAUCGGUAAAAGUGAUUCUGAAGAGGAGGAAAAAGAAAAAGACACCAGAGAGGCUUUACAAACUUUUAAAAGAAAAGAUUCGUCAGAAAAUAUUGUGAUAGAGAUCAGACCUACUGCCCAUACCCCCUCCCCACCCCCUGUAGGACUGAGGAGGUCAGGCUCCAUGGAGAAUGUGUCAGCUAAAGACUACUUGGUAGUAAGAGCUAAUCGGAAGCUAAAAAUCAAACAGAAAAAUCUGGAAUUACAAAAUGAUACUUCUUUAGAUGUGGAAGAUAAAUUCAGGUUCCCAACUGAGUCAGCUACUCCUAGUCAAGAAAUCAUAUCGGAACCAGGUUCAGGGAGUGUUUCACAGAGUCAAGACAGUUGUGGAAAAGUAGCCCCUCAAGAACUGAGGGAAAGUGUAUGUGUUCAAAGUGAAAUAACUAGUCAAGUGAAAGAUCAAGAUGAACUGAUUGAAGAACAACAGGAAAGUGUUGAAAAAGAACAAAUGGAAGAGAAGCACACACAGGAAGAAAAAGUUCCUGAAGCUGUGGGUAAUGGUGAAAAAACAGAAGACAAUGAAAAUGAAAAUGUGCAAGAAACUAGAACAGCUACGGAGCUCAGUACAGAUAAUAAAGCUGAAAACCAAUCAGAUUCUACUGAGAAACUUGAAACAGAUGAUGCUAGCAACCUAAAAGAAGCAAAAAAUGGCCAACUAGAGCAAGAAAUUGAAUCUUAUCCAAGUGUGGUAUCAUCUGAAUCUCGUGAUGUAAACAACUUUAGUCCUUUUUUCCUAUCAGAUGAUGAGGAAGGGGACAACAUUCAAGUAGCGACAUUUUGUAUGCCGAGUUUUGAUGAUGAUAUUGAUGAACUUCUCCAAGAUAUACCGGAGGAGCAGAGUGAAGAAGAAAUAUCUGAGUCUGAGAAUGACAAAGGAAUAAAUGACAAUAAAAUGCAAUAUCCCCAGAAAAAUCAGCCUUCUACUUCAAAUGAAAAUCCCUUUCACCAAGAUGACCCUAUUUCUAUAAACGUACAUGAAAAUGGAACAUUUGAAAGUCCCAUGAGUAAGGUUGCUGGAGAAGAUAUGUGCAAGCCAGAAAAUUCUUCACCUAAAAAUGAGGAUAAAACAGAAAUUUCUCAAGAGCAUAGUUUCUCACAGCUUGGAAAUGAAACAAUUUGUGAAGAUCAAUAUUCAGCCUCUUCUACUGAAGCUCAAAGCGAGAAAACAAUUUUAUUUGAAGAUAACAACACAGCUGAAUUGUCAAAUACAUUAACAUUAGAAACAAAAAACAGUGAUUGGGAAAAUGAUGAGAGUCCCAAGACAUACUCGGUAGAAAAAGAGGGAUCAAUAUGUGAAAGAGAUGACACUACUUGUAUGUUUAAGACAACUUUAGUAAAUGAAUCAAUUUGUGGCAAUCUUUCACAUAAAGCUGUGGACAAUAAAAUGGCCCCUGAUACCAAAUCUACAGACAAUGUUAGUGAUACAAACCCUGAUAUCAGUACCCUUGUAAGUAACUCAGACUUAAUAAAAACAAAAAAUGAAUCUGUCCAAAUGCAUGACUUUGAUUCCAAGUCACAAAAGCUGGAACUGGAUAUAGAAAGACCAUCAAACCAACUUAAUUCCAUGGAAAAUCAAAAGGCAAAUGAUUCACAGACAGACACACAAACUGAGUGUUCACAUUCAGGUCUACACACAGAAGAAAAACUGACAGAUGAACUUCAAGAAGCACAUCUCAAUACAAAUUCUUCUUGUGAAGAUCCUCAAGACACCACUAUGAUUGCAAGCAUAGCUACUGAAAGCUCAAAAGCAACUGUUCAGCAUACAAGCUCAAAUGAAAUUUCCAAAUCAGACAGUUCAUCAAUGAAGUGUUCACAUGAAGAGGUAGAAAGCACUACUUCAAGUGAAGAUCAAGUGAAAAAUACUUUAGAGUGUACAACCACCACAAUGGAACAACUGGCACUACCAGAAUCAAAUCAAACCAUGUCACCAAAAGACAAAAAUACAGAUUCUUAUAGUACCUUGACUAAGAAUGUUUCGCCUGAAAUGAAAAACCAGUGCCUUACAUCUCAAAGUGAAUCAUCAACACCUGAAAAUAACAUAACUAGCAUCUUAGUUCAACCCUCAACAUCUGAAAACAUGUGUUCUGAUAGUGAAUUAUCUAAAGCAAUGUUAACACCUGACAAUGAACUAACUCAAACUACGACAACACCAGAAAACAAUACCCAAUGUGUUGAAAAUGAUCCAGAUAUAAAGAAUGUAUGUGUAAUUGUGUUAAACUCUGAGAAAGAUACAGAAAUAAUGGCUCCAACCUCAUGUAAUGCAAAAGAAACUUCAUCCUCUGAGGUGUCAAAUGAGGUGCCUGAUAAAUGGGAAUCUUUCAGUGCAUCAACAAAAUCUUCCAAUUUGGGUGAUUCCUUGGAGUCAGAUGAAGAGGAGAGUUUUGAAAUUGCACCAGUAGAUCUCACUUCUAACAUUCUCUCAGAAUCAGAUCCUGAAUCUCAGAAUGAAAAUCAACCACAAAAAGAAGACAAUAGCAAUUUCGAAGUUCUAAAACAUGAGCUCCUAAAAAAUCUAAAACUUAAAUCCUGUACUAAAACAGACUCUGUGACAACAGAUGGUGACUAUGAAGUAGAAGAAAUCAUGAGAAAUGAAGUCAUUAAUGAUUCAGAAUUGUUCCAACCCAUAGCCUUGGUAGCCACAGAGAUCUGUAAUGAAUUUACAGAUGACUCCACUAAAGAGGCUGUUUUUCUGGAUGGAACACCAGCACCAGCUGAAGACAGAGAUCAGACCCUGGGUAGGUGGUCAGACAGCUAUCUGAGUGGGUGUACCAGUGGAGAAUCGGUUUACGAGGAUGCCACUGAUUCGUCAGGAGAAGACUACAGUACAUGGGACACUUUCCAGUGUUCUCUGAAUUUGAAGGAAUCCUUAACAGAGGCAGAGAAAGGGGAGGGGCCUCAUGUCAAAAUUGUUGAGGUUCCAUCAGAGGAAUUUCAAGAUGAUGAGGGAGACAUUGAUGAAAGCCAGCAGUAUAAGACUGUAAUCAACCUUGAUUCACUACAAGAGGAAACACCAGUUCAAAAUGAGACAAAAGUGGAUGAAGAUCAAGAGCCUUUCAUUGGUGAAAACAAAUGUGUGAUUGUCAUUGACAAAAAACCAAUGAAAAGGGACAAUUUAAAAUCUGUUCAAGCUGUUGAUGGACUGGGGGAAGAUGCUUCAUGUAUGAUGGUAGUGCCCUGGAAAAAGAGAACCCGAACAUGCCCAUGCAUUUUGAAGAAGAAACGCCUUCAGGCCAUGGCCAAAAAGUGUGUCAAAGGUCAUGAACAGGCCAGCCUUGUUAAUCAACGUAAAAAAUUAUAUGACAUAAUUCACAGCCUUAACAAAAAAGAGGCCAUCAGUUUACCCAAUGCUGCAGACUUUGACAACGACAUGAUAUGGAGGUUACUCAAGACAUUAAUCACUCCUAAAGAGAAUCUGUUCUCUGAAAAUGAGGCAGAAAAACCUACCAGUCCCUCCUCCAAUACACAAAAGGAAGAUCAGGUCAAGGUCUUCACCUUUUUACAUCCCUCCUCAAACAAGACCAAGUUUGAAUUCAUUCCUUUGAAAACUCCUAGGAAGAAAACCCUGCCUUUCAGUGUGAAGGAGUUGUUUAACAAGGAGGUCACCAAGGCCAGGAGGAAGAAGGAGGUCAACAGAGGGCUUAUUUUCUUAAAGAUGGUCACCGGGAAAAAUACAUUUAUCAAGGAAAAAGGUUCUCCAAGGAACAAAUUGUCAAAAAACAAAGAGGAUACAGAUGCCACCAUCAAGAGUCCAAAAAUGUUCAAAAUGUCUUCCACUCAACUGGUUCUGCCCAAGUUGAAUCUGAUUGGUCGAUCGCCCUGCCCCAGAUCCUCUGCCCCAUCACCCAAAGAGCUCCUGGAGACUAGUCUACUCAGCAAAAAGUCCCAAGAGAUUGAGGAAAUGAGCCAUGAUGCAUCCCCUACCCUCAACAGUAUGCUUUCUGUGGCUUUGGAGAUGCUCCACACCUCACGACUGGAUGAUGCCGAAAACCAGCUCUUGCGGUUAUACCAGAGAAUGCAGGAAAAACCAGAGGACAACACCAGAAUCCUGGUGCAGUGUCUGUCCAACCUGUCAGACAUCUGUGUCAGACGCAGUCGUAUGUGUCGGUCUAAUCAGAUGGAGUGGCAGUGGUUAGUGAUGCACGCCAUCGCUCUGUUACAAUACACUGUGGAAAUCUGUGAUUCAGAAAUAGAGGCCACCACAGACAAUCAGGAUGUGGAAUGGUUCCAGGAGUACCGCCAAACCAUGAUUACCAAAUGUAAGCCCCUGGAGGAUAGCUUUAAUCGGGCUCUGUACAACUGCCUGAAACACGAGGGCAGGAAGUUCAUGGAUCCUUUUCGAUCAUUUUCUUUGCCAAACACUCCCACAAUGCCAAACAGACUUGGGUUAUUCCCACUUGCUUCUAGUCAUCAAUUUUACAUCAAUCCCGGACUCAAUUACAAAUACUCUUCCACACUAAAUAAAGAGAAAAGGGAAACCGUAGAUGACAUUAGUGUAGGAUUAGACUGGUUGUCAAAGUUUUACAGAUACUGCAAUGAUCGUCUGCAGACUAAAAAUUUGGGAGACAUUUAUAAUAAACUUUUCAAGAAAAGAUCACGCGUGGACAGUUUGCGACAUGAAGAUGACACAGAAAGUGUUGUGUCGGAUUCAGCUGGAUCGCUGGACUGGGACCACAGUGACCUUCAGGGAAUCGAUGAACUAGAAACAGAGGAACCAGAGGAGUCCCCAGUCACUGAGCAAACUUUCGCUUUAGCUGUUGCUGAGUGUGAUAUGGAACAGAAUGGGUGGGAUUUCUUCUUAAAUGAAAGAAAAAAUUGCAAAUUUACAAGUGUGGUGCAAGUGGCUUCCCAAAAUCAAAAUGACACUGAAAAACUUGAAAAUAGAGCAAUAUCAAAAACCAAAGAAAAUGAAAAUGAAGUGAAAGAGAAGGAAAUUAUUUCUCCUUUACAUGAGCAUAGCAUCAAACAUACCCUGGCAAAAUCCUAUGCCAGGCUUGCUGAAAAAAUGCUUUCAGAAGGGGAUUUAGACAAAGCAGAAGUUCUCUUUGAACAAGUGUUGAACAUUAUUGAAGAGAUUCAUGAUGGAACAGCAGGGAUGUUGAGGUUUGGUGCAAAAAUCAGUAAAUUUCUUGGAACAAUAAAAUCAAAACAAGGCAAGACAGCAGAAGGACUUGAAUAUCUAAACACAGCUCUGAAAACCUACAGAGACCUCCAAGACAAUGCUUCCAACUAUGAGAUUGCAGUUGCUUUACUAGAACUAGGAAAUGGGUACAGUGUGGGCAAGAGCAAUGAUGAUGGUGUGUUUGAGGAUGCCAUUGCAGCAAUCUGUGAGUUUUUUGAAAAGGAUCUCUCUGAUGAAAACAUGAGUUCUAGCUCAAGUUCUGGGAAAUCUGACACUGUGAACUCAAGGACAGCAGAGGAGGAGGAGAAUAUAGAGGAAGCCAUUCACUGUUACAGGGAAGCUCUGUCCCUCCUAGAUGCAUAUGGAAGUGAAAACCAAAUGGAUGUUGUGGCCAAAUCGACCAUGAGACUAGGGGACUGUUACUUUAUGCAGAAGGACUAUGACAGAGCAUUAGAAUGUUAUGAAAAAUCGCUUGCUUUAUUUCAUUCUUCCAGCACCCUUGGACGUGAAUCUAUGAUAGAGCAUGCUCAUGUUACCUGUAUGGUGGGUGUUUGUUCAUUCAUGUUGCACAUGUAUCCUAGAGCAGUGUCCACCUUUGAUCUAGCACUGCACCUCAUUAAAUAUGCCUAUGGGCUGACAAGUACUUUCAUUCAUGCACUCCUUCUUUCCAUGAUGGGAAUCACAUAUUAUAAAAUGAAAAACUAUCACAAAUGUGUGACCAUGUGUUAUCAGGGUUUUGAGAUCUUCUGCAGCAUCUAUGGAGAAAAACUCCCUAUGCUACCAAAGAGGAAAUUCUGGUUAGUGUGUCAAAUAUUGUAUGUGAUGGGGAACUCUUACAACAUUCUGAACCUACACCAGAAGGCUGUGAAAUAUCUGACUGUGGCAAGAACUUUGAUGAUGGCUUGCAAGAUGAGAGAAAGAAGACAGUUCAUGCGAGUUCUUCAAGUGUUGGGAGACUGUUAUUUUGCACAAUAUGACUAUAAAACAGCUUUACAGUUCUAUAACGAGGCAUUAGAGUAUGGAGACUGUGAAAGUCAGGUUUCCUUUGAUGAAGUGUUUGAUCCAAAUGCCAUUGGUGACAACAUGACCAUGCACAAUCAACUGGUCAGCAAGUCUGCUGAGGCUCACAUCAGCAUGCAGCAGUACCAGAACGCGGUCCACUAUCUGGAACAGGCCCACGACAUGCAGGAAGACAUGGGCAAUGAUAUCAAAGAAGAUCUCAUACAUACUCUGACACAGCUGGGGCAAAUGCACUCCAGUGCUGGUGAUGUGGAACAAGCUAUUGACUCUUUUAAUGAAAGUCUAGAGGUAUACAGAGAAAUUCAUGAUGGAAAACUAGGUAAAGAAAUGUGUUCAACUUUGGGUAACCUGGCCACAAUGUGUUAUGUAAAAGCUUGUCUCUGUGAGGAGAUAGACAGUGAACUAGAAAUGAUUCUCACAACAGAGCAACAUUUCCAAGAUGCCAUGGCCCUAGAUCUCAACCCCAGUGUCUGUGUGAAGUAUGCUAACUUCCUGUACAGUCAAGCAAACUACGAUGAUGCCAUCAUGUACCUGGAGGAUGCUCUGGGGAUUGAAGGGGUGGAGGAUGCCUCUGAUAUAACGUACGGGGGUCUGGAGAAGGUGACCCUCCCCGACUGUCUACAGGAUGAGGUGGACUCCCAAGAGGAGGUGGUCCUGUCCCCCACAGUCCUGGCACGCUACCUCCUCAUCCUAUCCCAUAAAGCAAUGCACCAGUCUGAAUCAGCCAUGCGUGCCCUCAUUGACCUUCAGGCUGAUGUCCUUGACCGAGAUAUUCCCAUUUUCUACUCUGUCCUUGGUUACGCUAUGAUGGAAAUGUCCCUGUUUGAAGAGGCCAUGUGGUGCUUCUCUUGUGCAGUAGACAUUGAGAGUGAUUACAGACUGGCACUAGACAACUACAGUCUGUGUUUAUGUAUUUAUCUUUACAAAACAUUCAUUAAGGGAAUCGAAGCUAUCUGUCAACAUGCUGGGUUACCAUGCUAUUACAAUUUGUAAAAUUACAAUUUGUAAAAAAAAAAAUCUCAUAAUAAUUUAAUAACUCUAAAUUGUGCAGAAUUCAUUCAUGAUCAAAGAUAGUGGCAUCAAGAGUCUUCCAGUUUUAAAAUUUUCUUUUAAACUACAAAUGGAAAUAAUCAGCAUUGUUUUUACAUGUACUACAGUAUCAAUUCAGAAACAUAAUGAUCAUUUCAAUAAAGAAAUGUAUUGAGGAGUUCCAUAAUCCCCACUGUUCAAUUUGGAAUGUUGUUCAAUAUUUUUGUUAAUUAAUGGAGUAUACUGCAUAAGCCUCUAGAUAAUUUUUUUGUCCCCAUUUUAUUUUUGCCCAUUUUCCUCCUCAUUAAUGAGGAAAUUCAAAAUGUAGUGAAUUCAACAAAUACAGAUAUUCUCUUUAGAAAGUAACUGCAUUUGUGCAGAUUUAAAGGGGGUGAAUUUGUGUGUUAUUGAUUAAAAAUUAUAUGGAACAAAAAUAACCCUAUAUACAGUAGGUACUCAUAUAAAGCUGCCACGUAAUUCUCAUUUUCUGUAAAUUAAAGCUAGUGAAAAUGACGUUCAAGCUUUUUGUAUCCAUUGUUAUUAUUUUUUAGACAGGGUCAUUAUAAAGAUGUAUAUCCUUUCUCUGUGAUAUGAAGUCAGCAUUUCUUGUACAUAUAUAAUUGUUGGAAAAUAUGGAAGCUUUAAUAAUGUUAAUGUGCACAUUUUAUUUUAAAAUGUUUUGCGUUUGUUUUUAGUUUUAUUAUUUGUGUGUAAACACAAGCAAGUGCUAAGAAUUGUUGUACACAGAGACUUAAUUUUGUGUACUAAGUUCUUUAAAAAUUUCUAUGAAAUUAUAACACACCAAGAAAAUUAUGACAAAUGGAAAAUAUGAGAAUAAUAAUUGGUAUAUUAACCCUUUGGAAUUUCAAUGUAAAAA